AUGAAAAUUUUCUAUUGUUUAAUUUUAAUUAGUUAUCUUCCUGAUACUUUUGAGCAACCCGAAAAUUUUAAAAAGCAAACAGAUUUAAUUCCUAUUUCACUUGAUCUUGAGCAUAACGGAUACAAAAUCAGGGAAACCUUUCUAUGGAAUCUUCAUGAAAAACAAAUCACCCCCGAGCAAUUUUCUGAAAUUUUGUGUGAAGAUUUGGAAGUUCCGCAGUCUUUUGCUAAAGAAAUUGCAGAAUCUUUAAUUGAACAAAUCGAAGAUUACAGCAUUUUUAAAGGAUUACUUUCGACUUAUAAUUUUACGGGAGAGCAACGUGUUCUAAUAAAUCUUGAAGCGUACGUGGGAAAAUUGCAAUAUACUGACCAGAUUGAAUGGGAUUUGAACUGUUCUGACAAUAAUCCCGAACAUUUUGCUGAAGUUGUUUGCGCAGACUUGGGGCUCAGCGGGGAAUUUGUGGCAGUCAUUUCGCACGGCAUUCGUGAACAGAUUUACUUUAAACUAAAAGAUCUUAUCGAAAGUCAUUCUCUUGAAAAACUUCCUGCAGUUUCUUUUCCUCCAGUUCGCGUUGAAGAAAUUAAAAAGAAUGAAAAAAUUGCAUGGGAGCCACAUCUCGAAAUCGCUUCAGAGGAAGUUAUUGAGCACUACUUGAACGCUAAAUUGAGAGAAACGCGACGGCUGAAUAGAUCAAGAAAGCGAAGAAAAACCUCUGAAGUUCCCAGUAAACUCCGAGCCAGGACCACUAAAUCCGUUUAUACUUUCUAAAGGGGAACUUUUACUCAAAAAAACAAUAAUUAGGCGAUAAGUUUGAAACAAAAUUUUAAUUGUUAAGUUUU
Zophobas morio is the source of this 839-nucleotide messenger RNA. Its product is annotated as SWI/SNF-related matrix-associated actin-dependent regulator of chromatin subfamily B member 1-like. Gene Ontology annotation, molecular function: transcription coregulator activity. The transcript is spliced from 8 exons. NCBI's taxonomy places the organism in Eukaryota, Metazoa, Arthropoda, Insecta, Coleoptera, Tenebrionidae. Gene Ontology annotation, cellular component: nuclear chromosome; nucleus. Bases 1 to 768 code for a protein of 255 amino acids. Gene Ontology annotation, biological process: chromatin remodeling; positive regulation of pseudohyphal growth by positive regulation of transcription from RNA polymerase II promoter. The record is from RefSeq and is a predicted model, not a curated record.